AUGAGACUGAAAAGAGAUGGAAAAGAACAGGAGUACAAGAAAGGUUUAUGGACAGUGGAAGAAGACAAGAUCCUCAUGGAUUAUGUCCGAACUCACGGCCAAAGUCAUUGGAACCGCAUCGCCAAGAAAACAGGACUCAAGAGAUGUGGGAAGAGCUGUAGAUUGAGAUGGAUGAACUACUUGAGCCCUAAUGUAAACAGAGGCAAUUUCACUGACCAAGAAGAAGAUCUCAUCAUCAGACUCCACAAGCUCCUCGGCAAUAGAUGGUCUUUGAUAGCAAAGAGAGUUCCGGGAAGAACAGAUAACCAAGUAAAGAAUUAUUGGAACACUCAUCUUAGCAAGAAACUCGGUCUUGGAGAUCAUUCAUCUGCUGCCAAACCGGCUUGCGACUCGGAGACUCCACCGACUUUGGUCCUCACAACCACAACUUCUUCCUCGCAUCAGGAUAUCACCAGCGAAAAGGUUUCAAACUUAAGAUUGGAUACUUUACUUAACGAGUCCAAACCCAAACCAAAACCCAAACCGGUCCGCUUAUUACAAACGAACGUCGACGUUGCAGCUACGGUUCCAAAUCUGUUCGACACUUUUUGGGUUCUUGAAGACGACUUCGAGCUUAGUUCACUCACUAUGAUGGAUUUUGCUAAUGCGUAUUGA
Molecule: messenger RNA, 654 nt
Organism: Microthlaspi erraticum
Lineage: Eukaryota; Viridiplantae; Streptophyta; Magnoliopsida; Brassicales; Brassicaceae
Source: the annotation of a GenBank genome assembly